Molecule: messenger RNA, 1075 nt
Organism: Cynoglossus semilaevis (tongue sole)
Lineage: Eukaryota; Metazoa; Chordata; Actinopteri; Pleuronectiformes; Cynoglossidae
Gene: ankrd46b
Product: ankyrin repeat domain 46b
Exons: 4
Coding region: 180-866 (228 amino acids)
Molecular function (GO): protein binding
Source: RefSeq, a predicted model, not a curated record
GGCGACAAACCCCCGUCAGGCACUGAUAGGCUAGUGUAGAGCGUAGAAGAAGACACACUUCCGGAACAACAAUAGUAAACAUCGUUUGCACUGCAGCUUAAGAGAAAGCGAUUCUUUUGUUUCUUCUGAGUUGGUACACAUUAACAGGUACGCUGGAAUUUUCUGACACCCACUCCGACAUGUCCUAUGUCUUCAUCAACGACUCGUCACAAACCAACGUGCCUCUACUGCAGGCCUGCAUCGAUGGAGACCUGCCCUUCACCAAGAGGCUCAUGGAAACAGGAUGUGAUCCCAAUAUCCGAGACAACCGCGGACGGACUGGUAUGCAUUUAGCGGCUGCCAGAGGAAAUGUGGACAUCUGCCGCCUCCUGCACAAGUUUGGAGCUGACCUGCUGGCCACAGAUUACCAGGGAAACACAGCGCUCCAUCUGUGUGGACACGUGGAUACCAUCCAGUUUUUGGUGUCCAAUGGGCUUAAGAUUGAUAUCUGUAACCACAAUGGCUCAACUCCUCUGGUGCUGGCCAAGAGACGUGGUGUCAACAAGGAUGCCAUUCGUCUGCUGGAGGGUCUGGAGGAGCAGGAGGUGAAAGGCUUCAACAGAGGAGCACACUCUAAACUGGAGACCAUGCAGAUGGCAGACAGUGAGAGUGCGAUGGAAAGCCACUCCUUACUCAACCCUAACCUGCAGAGUAGUGAGGGCGUGCUGUCCAGCUUUAGGACCACCUGGCAGGAGUUUGUGGAGGACCUGGGCUUCUGGAGGGUUCUGCUUCUGCUCGUGGUCAUCGCCCUGCUCUCUCUGGGCAUCGCCUACUAUGUCAGCGGGGUCCUGCCCUUCUCCAGCAGCCAGCUGGAGCUGGUGCACUGAGAGGAGGAGGAGGUGCUAGUGAUGCUCUGCUUGCUUCCACUGCUUGUACAAACAGCACAAACGCUCCCAAGCAUUCAUAUGAAUUGUGUCCGAUCAGAACAUAAAUCACAUCCUUGGCUUCAGGUGAUAGAGUUCAGGCAUUUUUAUGAGUGGUGUGGCUGAAAGAGGUACUGACACACAGUCAGUAGUGUCAGUGUUGUGAGCCCCCU